Messenger RNA from Laccaria bicolor S238N-H82, 474 nucleotides. RefSeq lists its product as uncharacterized. The transcript is spliced from 4 exons. The coding region runs from base 1 to 474 and encodes 157 amino acids. Lineage: Eukaryota; Fungi; Basidiomycota; Agaricomycetes; Agaricales; Hydnangiaceae. The record is from RefSeq and is a predicted model, not a curated record.
AUGUCUCUCUCGCAACUCCAUUUGCCCUCCUUCACGGUUGUCCUGACUUCGGACCACGGCUCCACGAUUCUAAGAGAUUAUCAACGAGCGCAAAGUCGCGAAAUUCAAAUCCCCAUUUUUAGACCAGAGGACGACGGUCUAUUGGACACGAUGGACAUGCGAACGCCGACAGGUUUUAUUGUCUAUAGAUGCGAGUACGCGCGUGACCAAGAUACCGCGACCCUCUUUGGAGAUGAUGUCCAGACGGCGGAUCCGAAAGCGUCGAUUAAAGGUGUUUUGCAAGGGUUUGGGACGCAAGUAGAUUCAUGUUCAAGUCGAAGUUCAUCGGACGUGGUCGUGGAUGAGUGCCGAUUUGUCUUCCCGCCUUUCUAUCUUGUUCUUGUGCAUCGCUAUCUUAUCAUUGCUAUCUUCGUUGUCAUCGAAAAAAACCGACCCUCACGUUCAUUCAAUUCACCUAAUCUGUUCAUAGUUUAG